AUGGACGAGAUCGCGCUGCUGCAGCAGCAGCUUGCCGCCGUGCAGCAGCAGGAGGCGGCGCUCAAGCUGUCGGACCACAACGUGAUCGACCUGUUGCUCAAGCUCCAGCAGCUGGGCAAGCUGCAGGUGGUGCACACGCGCACAGGCAAGCAGUUCCUGACGCCGCUGCAGAUCCAGCGCGAGGUGGUCGACUACGUGGCGCUGCACGGCGGGCGCCUGAGCCUCACGGAGCUGGAGAAGCUCAUCGACGUGGACCGCUCGCAUGUGGAGAGGCAGGCGCACGCGCUGUGCCGCGGCCGCGGCGGCUACGCGCUGGUCAACGACGGCGAGGAGCUGCUCACGAGCUGGUACCUGGACGGCAUCAUGGAGGACACGGACGUGCUGCUGCAGGAGAGCGGCACGACGUCCGUGGGGGACCUGGCGCAGCAGUUCGGCUUCGCCGUGGACUUCAUGCGCGGCGUGGUGCGCGCGCGUCUCGGCAGCAUCUUGAAGGCGCGCGAGCGGGACAACGUGCUGUACACGGACUCGUACGUGGCGGCGCAGAAGGCGCGCGUGCGCGGCGUGUUUGCGGCGGUCACGCGGCCGAUAUUUAUGCCGGACGUGAUCCGGUCCUUCGGCUUUGACGAAGCCGUGGCCACCGAGGCGCUGGGGGAGCUCAUGCAGGCGAAGGUGCUCAUGGGCACGCUCAGAGGACGCGAGUACGUGCCCUACGUGUUCAUGGCGGCGCAGAGGGAGAGCAUGUACUCGUUCUUCCAGCAGAAUUGGUACCUGGAGCACGCGCGCGCCAAGGAGCUGCAGGUCGCGAGGCCCUAUGACUUCUUGAAGAAGAGGUUCCCGGACGCCGUCCCGCUGCAGGAGAGCGUGGUGAGCAGAGCGCUGCAGCUGCAGCUGGAGGGCGCGGUGGAGGCGGCGGUGAAUGACAACACGUUCGUGGAUGUGCGCCUGUUGCUGCCGAGUGCGCUUCCUGCGGGGGAUGUGGGGCUGCUGCUGGCGAUGUCGCCGGCCUUGGAGAAGUCGGGCCAUGUGUCCAAGGCCUACCAGAUCGCUGAGAGCUACGCUGUCAGCUCUGGAUUCUUCGCGUUGUGCAUGGAGAAGUUUGCGGAAGACGCAACGACUAGAGCUUCGCGUGCUACCGCCCAGCAGAAGAGCAGUGGCCACGCUCCAAGCACGCGGGAAACUAGACUAGAGGUGGACGAAGCAGAUGAGUCGGAUGAUGAGGACUUUGGAGGUAAGCGCGGAAAGAAGGGUAAGCACAGCAAGGGAGGUAACAAGCGUGACCAGGAAGAGAGCAGUGGUAAAGGUGGAAAGUCCGGCAAGGGGAAGAAGGGCAAGCGAGCGUCUAAGCGCGGUGCAGAUCUUGGGGGAGAUGACGAGAGCAGGUCGGCGCCCUCCCAGCUUUCUAUUGUGCCGUCACGUGAGGAGACGAUUGAACUUCUCGUGAAGUGGUUCCCGGUUGUUGAGGACCUAGAAGGUGACGAUGAAUUCAUGGACGGCAUGGUGGCAUAUCUUAAGCCCAAGUUGGACGAGGUGUAUUCGACUGCUCUGACCAAGGCGUUGUCAAGCAUUUUGCGUGGCGAUGCCGCGUCACUGCGCGAGCUGCGCAAGAUGUUCGAAGACCGCUUCGACGAGCUGCUCGCAAAGUUGCUGGUUCUUGAGAAGGGGUUCAACAAGCUUUCAAUGCACGUGGAUGCCAAGGAUGCGUCUGGGAUGGAGCAGCUUGCUCUCGUGGAGACACACGUGCUUGAAUCCUCGUCAGUCGAGCUUGCGGCACUUGUCACGAGCUUUGUGGCUGAGAGCAACAGUUUGGAGCUGGAAGGCGUUCCGCUUCUUGACGAGAACAAGAAGGUGCUCGAGUCAAGUCUCCCGCAAUCCACUGCGAGCGCCCUGGUGCGUCUGUGGACGCUUGCCACUGCUGGUCGUCGGUCACUAAGCGAUUUCAUGGCUCACGUGCCGGUGCUGGCAGAGGUUCUCAGUAUGCCACUUCGCAAGUUGGACCGCAAGAAGGAGCGCCAGGUCAUCUUCGGGUACCGACAGGCCACGCUUUCAGAGCUGGACGAGAAGGCAGCACAACCGAUUGAGCACAGUGAAGAGUAUGCGGAAAUCGCAGCUUUGGUCCUGCAGCUCUUCUUCCAGCAGAUCACGGCGCUCCCGGGCAGCUUUCCUCGUAAUACUGUUUCGUACGGCGACAUGGUUUUGAAGGCGUUCCGAGAUGAAGUUUCUGAGGACCAAACGAACUCGUGGAGUGAAAACCUGGAAGCCACACACGCUUUGGUGCUGCUGAAAGACCUGAACUCCAUCGAGUAA
Molecule: messenger RNA, 2304 nt
Organism: Phytophthora sojae
Lineage: Eukaryota; Oomycota; Peronosporomycetes; Peronosporales; Peronosporaceae
Exons: 3
Coding region: 1-2304 (767 amino acids)
Biological process (GO): protein K69-linked ufmylation; regulation of proteasomal ubiquitin-dependent protein catabolic process; response to endoplasmic reticulum stress
Cellular component (GO): endoplasmic reticulum membrane
Molecular function (GO): UFM1 ligase activity
Source: RefSeq, a predicted model, not a curated record